Molecule: messenger RNA, 1125 nt
Organism: Capsella rubella
Lineage: Eukaryota; Viridiplantae; Streptophyta; Magnoliopsida; Brassicales; Brassicaceae
Product: late embryogenesis abundant protein At3g53040
Exons: 2
Coding region: 1-996 (331 amino acids)
Source: RefSeq, a predicted model, not a curated record
AUGGCGGCUAUGCAACUAACGAGAACUGCUUUUUUCGGUCUCUCAAAGGCUUUCCCUAUAAGCCGAACUCCGAGAACUCUUGCGGUGGUGAUUGGUCGGAAAACAUCUCAUGUCUUUUUCGCCUCGUCGGUUAACCAUUCUAAGGGUAGAUAUGAUCCGGUUGAGAAAGCAAGAGACUCGAGAGCUGAUUUGGCGUAUGAGUCAAAGAAAUGGAGAGAAGAAUCAGGAGAAUACGCUGAAGCUGGUAAGGACAAAGCUAAUGAUAUGAACGGGAAGACGAGAGAUUAUGCAGAACAAACGAAGGAUAAAGUGAACCAAGGUGCGAGCAGAGCAGCUGAUAAAGCCUACGAGACGAAGGAGAAAGCUAAGGAUAAAGCUUAUGAUAUGAAAGAAAAGAGUAAAGAUUAUGCGGAAGAGACUAAAGAUAGAGUGAAUGAAGGAGCGAGUAGAGCAGCUGAUAAAGCCUACGAGACGAAGGAGAAAGCUAAGAACAAAGCUUAUGAUAUGAAAGAAAAGACUAAAGAUUACGCGGAAGAGGCUAAGGAUAAAGUAAAUGAAGGAGCGAGUAGAGCAGCUGAUAAAGCCUAUGAGACAAAAGAGAAAGCUAAGGAGAAAGCCUAUGAUGUGAAAGAGAAGACAAAAGAUUACGCAAAAGAAGCCAAGGAUAAGGUGAAUGAAGGAGCAAGCAAAGCAUCUGAUAAAGCCUACGAGACAAAAGAGAGAGCCAAGGACUAUGCUGAGGACUCAAAGGAGAGGGCAGAUGAUAUGGCACAUGGUUUAAAGGAAAAGGCUCAAGAUAUUGGAGAGAAGACUAAGGAAACUGUGAAAGAAGUGUGGGAGACGGCUAAGAGCACGGCUCAGAAGGUGUCAGAAGCUGUGGUUGGGUCUGGUGAGGAUGCAGAUAAGGCUAGGGAUGAUGUUGAUAAGGGCUUGGAUGAUUUGUCGAAAAAGGCGAAUCAGAAUCGGAAUAAGGAUGAUGAUAUCAAGAGGUUCUAAAUUCACUAUUAUGUUUUUUUCUCUUUUUGUUAAUCUUAUAAGUAGUGUUUAUUAUCUUUUGUAUGUUGAAUAAGCUCUGUUUCAAAAACUUUGGUAUUAAAAGGGUUUGAUAGAGAGACUCUUUUGGUU